CAAACUUUCUUGUGUAUGUGUUUGUGUUCUGUGCAGGAUGCCUGUAAAAAGGCGCGGCCUGUGUGCGGCCACAACGGCGAGACGUACAACACAGUGUGCGAGGCCUACUCGGACCGCGUUGCCGUGGACUACCAGGGGCGGUGCCACGCCGUGGGGGCGGUGGCAGAGUUUGCCUCUGACUCAGGCUGUGACAUGAUCCCCUGCCCAGCCCUGUCCACCCAGGGCUGCAUCCCUGUCACACCACCCGGUGCAUGCUGUCCUCUGUGUGCGGGCAUGCUGCAGAUCCUGUGGAACAAGGAGCAGAUUAAUAACUUCGCUAAGUUGAACAGGAAGCAGCCAGUGACGGUCCAUGACAUCCUGAGGAUCCUGCGUCUCCACAUCUCCGUGCCGCAGUGUGACAUCUUCGGCUACCUGAGCAUCGACUCAGAGAUCAUCAUCCUCAUCGUCCCCGUGGACCAGCAGCCCACCCCGCUGCAGAUUGAAGCCUGCAGCAUGGAGGCGGAGAAGAUCGACUCACUCAUCAACUACGGCAGCCCCACCCUGGUCUCCCAUGUUCCUCUGUCUGCCUUCCUCACCUCCGAGGUCUCCAUCUCCACCAUCAGGUCCGCGGGCCACGCCAGCUCAACGCCCUCCUCCCUGCCAAUCUUCUUCUGCCUCGCCCUGGGCCUCCUCCUCACUUUAGCACCAGGCCUACCCGAGGCCAAGCUAGCCUCUGCUAGCCAGCCAGGCCCCGCUGGCAGGAGGCUGGGUGUGUUGUGGAGUAUUCUGACCCCUUCUCGGGUCAUUGCCUGACAGGAAGCAUCAGCCUGUAAAAGCCUUGACAAUCAAUCUCAUUAACUCUACUGCACCAGCGUCAACACAAUCAUGGACGAGAAGCUAUGAGAUGAAUCCUAAUUGAACGAGAGAAGCGGAGACACAAUCACAUUCCAGCUUUGGUUCCACAGAGCUCUAUAUAUCGUUAUAAGGAAGAUGAGUUUUAUCACACAGGGUUUUGUAUCCGUUUUAUUCUGCAACAGAAGCUCUCUCCUCCUCUAAAGCUGUGGAGUGGGGAGUGUGUGCGGGUGUUUGCCUGCGUGCGUGUGUUUAUGCGUAUGUGUACGCACAAGUGGUUUAUGCGUAUGUGUACGAACCUGGUGGUUAAGUCUCAGAGGGGGAGUCAGGUCUAGAUGUCAGACAGGUGCGCUCCCAAACACUGACAUUUGUCCCAGAUAGUCUCAGGGGUGUAAUUACCCUGCUCCUCCGCCUCCUCCCCCUCUCCUCCCCUUUCUCCCACUCCCGUUUUACAUUUGUACUAUUGUAAAUAAAGAGCGAGUGGGGAGGUGCUGACUGAGACAGUAAUACUGGAACGUGAAACAGGUCAAAGGCAAGCAAGCAUUCCCGCUCCGUAGGCUGAAAGACACACACAAGGGAUUGUCGUUAUUCCUCUAGUGUAGAUAAGAUAUAAAAUAAGGAGGAAUGACAGCCAUGUUUUUAAUGAAAAUGACAAUCAUCACUUUACCCAUGAUGCACAUGGGUAGGAACAAAACAAAUAGCGACAACAUGCUUUGCAUAUAGUUCCUAUAUGAAAUAAAUGCAAUAACUUCUUCCGAAAUUAUUCCGAAAUGUUCUAUAUUUCAAAUAAGAAAUGGAUCGAGAUGUGAUUCAAUAUGUGCCAUUUUCUAAAUGUUUUAUUCUUGCAUGAUGACAAUUAUGAAGUGUUUUUACUCCAGAAUGUAUUGUACUAUGUUUGUCCUGUCCCCACGUUUGAUUUGAUGUUGUCUCUAUGCCUACGCAACACGAAGUGUCCCCGUUUUUUUACAGUAUUAUCGUGCUAGGCAGCUUUGUAGCAGCAAACCCUUCAAGGGUCCUUGUAGUAUUGUAUCUGUUUCCGAGGGAUUUAAACUCAGUUUGUAGUUGUUUUUAUGUUAUCGAGUGUUCAUAUUGCCAAUGUUUAGAAAGAGUAGAGCUGUAGACACUUAAGCAUUAUGUUAAUCAUCACUGUAUUGCAUCAUUGUCUCGGUGGAGAUGGCAGUACUUGCAAUGUGUUUGUAAAAUGCCAACAGAAUGCAUAUUUUAUAAAAUAUAAAAUCCUACAAUCAAACAGAA
This is a messenger RNA of Salvelinus sp. IW2-2015, 2085 nucleotides long. Lineage: Eukaryota; Metazoa; Chordata; Actinopteri; Salmoniformes; Salmonidae. The record is from RefSeq and is a predicted model, not a curated record.